Messenger RNA from Cyclopterus lumpus (lumpfish), 1692 nucleotides. RefSeq names its product transmembrane protein 169b (gene tmem169b). The record is from RefSeq and is a predicted model, not a curated record. The transcript has 3 exons. Lineage: Eukaryota; Metazoa; Chordata; Actinopteri; Perciformes; Cyclopteridae. Bases 249 to 1157 code for a protein of 302 amino acids.
CUGCAAAACACACAGCGCUGUGAUGUGUGGGCUCCUGCAUUGUGCCACACAAAUCUUGUGAUUUAUCCGCACACCGUGUAGUUUGACUGCCAGUGACUCGCCCAACCUCUUGAAGUUGGAAAUCUUCCUUAGACUGAACACUCACACAUAAUGGAUGGGCAUAGGCUAACAGGACGACCCUAUUAGUCUCCAUACAACCCAUCAAAAAGUAGCCUAAGAGUCAAUGUGUUUCUGGAUCAAGUGAGAGCAUGGCACAGGUAGAGGAGUUUCAAACAGAGGGAGAGGGCAGCCCCAAGAUGAUCUCCUUAAGAUCAGACACAUCAGGGAACCAUGUGGACGAUGGAGAAGUGGCGCCCUCCAUAAGGAGGAAGAGGAGGAAGAAGAAAGACCCGCGUCCAGAGUCCAUUAUUGUUUACCGCUCGGAAAUGGAGAGGGCACCUGGAGAGGACCAAGGUGGUGACGAGGGAGCGGAGAGGAGCUCAGAGGAGGGAGCUAAAUUCCUCUGCACACCUACAGGCGAAGGAGGAGGAUGGAGUCUUCCUCCAGACAGCCGCUACGUGACCCUGACAGGCACCAUCACCCGAGGGAAGAAGAAGGGCCAGGUAGUCGACAUUCACCUCACUUUGACAGAGAGGGAACUCAGGGAUCUGGCUAAGUCAAAGGAACGUCUUGAUGCAGAGUGCGAGGGAGGAGACGGCGCUAAACGCAACUGCAGCUUAGGUGUGUGCCAUGGACCCCAUAUCGUCCUGUGGAGCCUCUCUUGUGCACCCGUGAUUUUCCUCCUCUCCUUCAUCACUUCCUUCUACUACGGCACUCUAACCUGGUACAAUGUCUUCCUGGUGUACAAUGAGGAGCGGACGUUCUGGCACAAGAUUACAAUAUGCCCCUUCCUCAUCAUCUUCUACCCCAUGCUCAUCAUGCCCAUGGCACUGUCUCUGGCUCUGUACUCCGCCUUGGUGCAGGUGUCCUGGGCCUUCAGCGAGUGGUGGCAGGAUGUGAGAGACCUGGAGAAAGGCUUCUGCGGCUGGGCCUGUGGGAAGCUGGGGUUGGAGGACUGUUCCCCCUAUAGCAUCGUGGAGCUGCUUGACUCUGAUACUGUUUCUGGCACUCUGCAGAGCAAGGCCCCCAGUGAACUCGCACAGACGUCCUCGGUGUGACGGGGGGGGGGGGGGGCCAAGGCACAUGUUGGUGUUGACUUAUUUUCAAGUGAUAUGACACCCAUGCUAGAACGUUCAAGUCAGUCACAGGAAAGCACUUAAAAGCUGUUUACUUUUCUGUAAAUGAAAACUUACCAAACACUGCCUGAAUUGUCCUGAAAUGCUGAAAUAUUGUGUAUAAUUUUGUAAAAUAUUAUUGGAGUCAGAUCACUCUAAAUGAUUCCUCUUACCAUGGGAGUGGUAAUGUUGGGUAUUACAUUUAGGUUGUCAUUGGUUAUCCUCCAAUCACUGAAUCAUACUCGUGACCUUUUGACACAUGAAGGCCUGAGUGCUUCCUGUAGUAACACUUAGAUAAACUGGCGGUGGACACCGACGCACACAUUGUUGGAGGCCUGGAAAUCAAACCAAGUUUAAUUUCAUCUGUAAAUAUCUGUAAUUUAGUGUGAUCACUGAGCUGCAAAUGAAGAUGCAUUUAAAAGGCAAACCUGUCUUGUAUGUGAAGUCAUCUUAAUUCCUCUGUGAUGUUGUAGUUGAA